Molecule: messenger RNA, 646 nt
Organism: Choloepus didactylus (southern two-toed sloth)
Lineage: Eukaryota; Metazoa; Chordata; Mammalia; Pilosa; Megalonychidae
Gene: TMEM160
Product: transmembrane protein 160
Exons: 3
Coding region: 27-593 (188 amino acids)
Source: RefSeq, a predicted model, not a curated record
GGCGCGCAGCGGCCGUAGAGCGAACCAUGGGAGGCGGCUGGUGGUGGGCUCGGGCAGCCCGCCUGGCCCGACUCCGCUUCCGGGGGGCGCUGUUGCCGCCUCCGCGGCCCCGGAGCGGGGGCGCCCGGGGGUCUUUCGCCCCCGGCCACGGCCCCCGCGCCGGGGCUUCGCCGCCUCCCGUGUCAGAGCUGGACCGCGCGGACGCCUGGCUCCUCCGAAAGGCGCAUGAGACAGCCUUCCUCUCCUGGUUCCGCAAUGGCCUCCUGGCGUCAGGCAUCGGGGUCAUCUCCUUCAUGCAGAGUGACAUGGGUCGGGAAGCUGCCUACGGCUUCUUCCUGCUGGGCGGCCUGUGCGUGGUGUGGGGCGGCGCCUCCUACGCCGUGGGCCUGGCGGCGCUGCGGGGCCCCAUGCAGCUCUCGCUGGGGAGCGCAGCGGCGGGCGUCGGGGCCGUGCUGGCCGCGGGCCUGCUCUGGGCUUGUGCCGUCGGCCUCUACAUGGGCCAGCUGGAGCUGGACGUGGAGCUGCUGCCGGAGGACGACGGCGCGGCUACGGCCGAGGGCCCCGACGACGCGGGCCGGCCCCCGCCUGAGUGAGCCGCGGCCAUUGGGCCGCAGGCCAGGACAUUAAAACCGGACCCUUCCCUGGC